This is a messenger RNA of Cyprinodon tularosa, 1276 nucleotides long. RefSeq lists its product as uncharacterized. Bases 1 to 1191 code for a protein of 396 amino acids. The transcript has 2 exons. NCBI's taxonomy places the organism in Eukaryota, Metazoa, Chordata, Actinopteri, Cyprinodontiformes, Cyprinodontidae. The record is from RefSeq and is a predicted model, not a curated record.
AUGACGGCAGGGAAAGACCGCACGGGGAGUGGGCGGCUAGUAACCCAACCCACCGGUCUCUCACCAGAGAGACACCCAACUCUGACUACGAAGAACAAAAAGAAGCAACAACCCGUGGGCCCUCCGAGAGGCGGGAUGAAAGAUGGGCCCAACAGGAUGGACUACAUGGUAACGACGGCAAUGGAAAAGGAUAACGAGACACCCAGAACAGCAGGAAAUGAGGAGAAGGUCCUCCGAAAGUGUGCAUGUGGAUGGGAGAAAGUGACCACGUUUAGGGGCGUACGGAUCCACCAGGGGAAAGCAAAGUGUGGACAGAAUGGCCAACAGCAACCUUGCACUGCAACAGCAGGUGAGACAAGAGGGACCAAAAGCCAGGGCAAAAACCACAGAGCCAAUGGACCCAAUGUUGCUGAAGGCAGGAGGAUGACAGGGGAAGAAGGCCCACUGGUGGAGAACGAGUCCCCACGUGAGCACGAAGACCAAGUCCUCACCACACCAGACAGAACAGAGCCAAUUGCAGAGACCAAGAAACCCGCCAGAAAGAACAAGAUCAAGUGGCCAAAGUCUAGUGAAGCAGAGGCAUGGCGUGCACUGGACACAUACCUGAUCAAGACCCUACAGGAGUCACUGCAAGGAGGGGCAGAGGCCAAGCUGAAUCGGAUUGGGGACAUCAUAUACCAGACCUGCAAGGACAGGUUUGGAGAGAUCGUUUCCAGACAGAGGUCCAUCCAAAGAGAGAAGGGAAGGAGAGAGAAGGAAAUCCUCCAGCUGGUACAAAGGCGUCGCCAACUCCGGAAAAGCUGGAGAAAGGCCACUCUUGUGGAGAAAGAAGGACUGAAAGCCCUAUGGGAAGAGGUCAGGAAAAGACUAGCCUUGCUUCGCAGAGCUGAGCGCAUCCGAAAACGCAGCAAGCGGAAGCAGAAAGAGAGAGCCAGCUUCUUCAAGGAUCCCUUCAAGCAUGCCAGACAGCUGCUGGAGGAAAAGAAGACUGGCAAGCUUGAAACUACCAGGGAGCAAUUGGAACAGCAUGUCAGAAAGCAGUACAGCGAUCCACAAAGGAAUGUCCCCUUAGGAACACCAGGAUAUUUACUGCAGCCUGCACAACCAACUGUUGAGUUUAACACCAUGCCUCCCAAGCUCAGUGAGGUUAGGCAAGUUGCCGCUAUAGAUGGCGCCACGACCAGGUCUUGAGAAAGCUAGCCGAAGUGCUGGAGGAGCGCAGAAAGGGUAGUAGAACACCAUCGCCAGCAGAGGACCCCACCAUCUUUGUCGCGGA